Messenger RNA from Fimicolochytrium jonesii, 1376 nucleotides. Its product is annotated as alkaline ceramidase 3-like protein. Gene Ontology annotation, cellular component: endoplasmic reticulum membrane. The record is from RefSeq and is a predicted model, not a curated record. The transcript has 2 exons. Lineage: Eukaryota; Fungi; Chytridiomycota; Chytridiomycetes; Spizellomycetales; Powellomycetaceae. The coding region runs from base 152 to 1150 and encodes 332 amino acids. Gene Ontology annotation, biological process: ceramide biosynthetic process; ceramide catabolic process.
ACGCUGCUUCCGUUGCCGCCUGCAAAUCUUUUUGUUUAAACGCAAACCUAUAAGAUCCAAGCCCGUCGUUCCGAUUCCGCCAAAUCUCAAGCCCUUUCACCGCCAUCUAAAUCGUCACACACAAUCAAUCAACCAGCCUUCUCGUAACAAGAUGAGCUACAAUAUUACAUCGCUAUUCGGCGGAAGCAACAUAUCCAUCGCGCUAGGCCUCCCCGGCUACUGGGGUCCUGUAACGUCAACUCUCGACUGGUGCGAAGAAAACUACAUCGUAUCGCCAUAUCUCGCUGAAUGGUGGAAUGCAACAACCAACCUGGUGUUCUUAUUAUGGCCCGCAAUCGGAAUAUAUUCGUGCAUCAAGACAGGCGCUGAGCCAAGGUUCUACGCGAGUUACAUCGCGUUAAUGAUGGUGGGCAGUGGGAGUUUCUUGUUCCAUGGAUCGUUGACGUACGCAAUGCAACUUUUGGAUGAGUUGCCGAUGGCGAUGGCCACGUGCGUCUUUGUGUAUUGCCAUCUCCAGAUGUUCAGCAAGAACACAUCUCCGCUCACAAUCAUUGGCCUUCUCUGCACUUUCGCGUCGGUGGCAGGAUCGCACCUCUUCCUGAAGACGCCAAUCAUUUUCCAGCUUUCAUUCGUCGGUCUCACGCUUGUGCAGUUGUUUGCGGCACUCCGCAAUAUCAGCAUCAUUCGCAAAAUCCACCCAAGUGAAACAAAUCUUUUGUUUGGCCUCACCGCCUUGGCCGUCGGUUCGAUUUUGGCUGCCUUCGCGUUGUGGAACACGGACCAGAUUCACUGCGGAUCCAUUCAACAGCACCGCAACAAUAUUGGCUACCCGUUCCGCAUCGGUCUCGAGCUUCACGCUUGGUGGCACUUGUUGAGCGGAUACAGUGGAUAUGUAUCCGUCAUUGGAUCACAAUACUGCCGCAUGCUUGCUCUCGGCAGGACAGAUGUGGAGGUGACAUGGAUUGCGGGCAUUCUGCCCAUGUGCACUUUCCGACGAGUGAAGAACAUCGAGCAGCAGCCAAGAUCAAGACCGGUCUCUGCGCCCACCAGGCACAUUCGUAAGCCCUCGAUGGGCGAGGAUGAGCGCGGUUCCGUUAGAACGCAUGUGACCCGCGUAACAGCGAGGCCGCAUUCGGCUGCUAGGCCCUAAGAGCCGCUCGGGCAUUUUGGUUCAAUCCUAGUAGAUGGAUAGCGACGUAUCGUACCUGCCCGGCUUAUUAACAGCCCUAUUCCCCCGCAUUUUUCAGGUCUUGUCGUAGACGUAGACGUAGCAUUUGUAGAUAUACGUCAUGUGUGCAGCAUCUUAUGUGUUUACUACGCAGUCAACUUCACUGCAAUGUUAUUCCGUCAAAUUCUUCAAAACUACCUGGGGUUUG